Molecule: messenger RNA, 3604 nt
Organism: Micropterus salmoides (largemouth bass)
Lineage: Eukaryota; Metazoa; Chordata; Actinopteri; Centrarchiformes; Centrarchidae
Product: mitoferrin-2-like
Exons: 4
Coding region: 1-1221 (406 amino acids)
Biological process (GO): iron import into the mitochondrion
Cellular component (GO): mitochondrial membrane
Molecular function (GO): ferrous iron transmembrane transporter activity
Source: RefSeq, a predicted model, not a curated record
AUGGAAGCGGACGGGUUCGUGUCCCGGCGAACGUCCGUGGAAACACCGGGCGUCGACAGCCGGAUCACAAGCGCUGCGGCCGGGGCAGAGUUUCGAUGGCUCGGCGACAGGCUCCUGGGCGCAACGGGGGGAUUUGUCGGGUCUCUUUCACCGAGAAUGGCUGGAGAACAAGACUUUGCCCCGGUGUUACAUCGAGCGACUCCUGAGACCUCGACCUCUGUCGAACCAGAAAUAGACUAUGAAGGGCUGCCUCAGGGAGUAGCCACCAGCACGCACAUGCUGGCCGGAUCCGUGGCUGGAAUCAUGGAGCACUGCCUUAUGUACCCCAUCGAUUGUGUCAAGACCCGCAUGCAGAGCCUUCACCCUGAGCCGGGAGCCCGCUACAGGAACGUAAUGGACGCCCUGCGGCAGAUUGUGCGGACUGAGGGUGUGUGGCGGCCAAUCAGAGGUGUGAAUGUGCUGGCGGUGGGGGCGGGGCCUGCCCACGCUCUCUACUUUGCCUGCUAUGAGAAGAUCAAGUUCUCGCUCAGUGAUGCCAUUCACCCUGGAGCCAAUAGCCACUUUGCUAAUGGAGUGGCGGGCUGCAUGGCCACAGUGCUGCACGAUGCCAUCAUGAACCCAGCUGAAGUUGUGAAACAGCGAAUGCAGAUGUUUAACUCUCCUUAUCGUGGCGUGCUUGACUGUAUGGGGUCUUUGUUGAGGCACGAGGGCCCAGCCGCUUUCUAUCGCAGCUACACCACCCAGCUGACUAUGAACGUGCCCUUCCAGGCGUUCCACUUCAUGACCUAUGAGUACCUCCAGGAGCUCCUCAACCCCCACAGACAGUACAACCCUUCCUCUCAUGUUGUGUCCGGCGCGCUGGCUGGAGCCUUGGCCGCCUCUGUUACCACUCCCCUCGACGUCUGCAAGACCCUCCUCAACACCCAGGAGGCUCAGGCCAUACAUGUGAUCCAGGCCGAGGCAGCGACGGCGGCCGGAGCGGUGGGAGCAGCUACUGCUUCAGCCCCUGUCAGUCGCCACAUCUCUGGUCUGGGCGAGGCUUUUCGGACUGUGUACAGGACGGGAGGCAUGCCGGCCUUUUUCAAAGGGGUCCAAGCCCGGGUCAUUUACCAGAUGCCCUCUACAGCCAUCAGCUGGUCCGUCUAUGAGUUCUUCAAAUACAUAAUCACCAAGCGCCAGCAUGAGAGAAGGCUGCGUGGAGAUCGUGAUGGAGACAAAUAAACACAUGGCAUUGCGAUUGGGUAUCGGCAACACAAAGGUGUAUUGCACCGAUAGCUGAUAUCGGUAUUGAUUUCUAAACACCUGAAGGUUUGAAAAGCUCCAGAAUUUUACAUUCUUUGAGCAAAAAGAAUACUUUUAUUUUGUUUAUUGAGAUAGGCUCAGUCUGAUCUAGUUCAUAGCAGGUGGAGAUGUGUACAACUGUUAGGAGACAGCUUGUCUUGAAUACUUCAUUAUUACAUGUGGGGUUGACAAAAUGUCCAUCAGUACCCAUCAGUAAGAGAAGGGCCUUGAAAUUUAGACAGGAAGUCCUGGUGUCCUAAACUCGCCUCACUAAGUAGUAAAUGCUCUAACUAUUUUUCACUUUAGUGAAAACUCCCUGUAUUUGCUUUCAAAGAGUAAAUUAUUUAAGGAAGUAAAAGUAAAGUUGAUUUUGGCAACUUGAACAAAGAAAAGUUCACUUCCCGUCAGCCACCUACAGUGCAGUUUGUUUGUGUUUAGACUGUUUUGUUUUGGCCUUGAACUUAAGUACUUUGGAUGAAAUAACUGACUCUGAGGUUAAAGUGCUGACUUUGAGUUUUAAUUUAAGUGUUUACAUUCACUUCCAAUGAACUGUGUAGAAAUGGUAGCAUUCUUUAUACAUACCCCCAAAUGGAUAAAUGGGAACGCACUCAAAUACCCUUAAAGCUGAAAGUCCACACUGUAACCUCAUAGUUACAACCCACCGUGUUUAAGCACAGAGCCAAAACAAAAAUGUAUCCUUAUCCAAGCACUUAAAAACUGCACUGUAAACUGGGUUAAUACCCCUCUGAACUGUUGCACUUCUGGAAGGUAUUACUACCAUAUCACUUCUGACCACAGGGGGGUGCACAGCUCAACUGCUAUACCAAGCAAUGGGAAACAACUGGUGGUUACAAUAAUCAGCAAUAUCAGAUUAGUUUGAGUGGAGUGUUACUGUACACCAGCACAGGUAUUCAGAAGAAGGAACAAAACAUUUAAGUUACGAGAGUUUGUUUUAAAUUUUAAAAAAAUGUUCACGGUAACGCAUACCCUGUAAUUUAUAUAUUUUCAAAUUAGUUUUGGAUAGAAAACACUCAAGUAUUCAAUACUUGAGUGGAGCAGGUGUGUGUGUGUGUUACAGUGACUGGAUGAAUGGAAAUUCAUAGAGCUCAGUGGUGACUGAGCAGAUUUGAUCUCAACACAGCCUAACUUAGUUAUCCACUUUGUGUCCUUCCUUCAAAGGUAAAACACAGUAAUGUGAAGUUGGGCCAAAAUAAUGUACCGUUUUCCCCCUCCCGGUUAGCAUCAGACCACAGUAAGAUUUUCUUUGAAGGACAAUAUGAAAGAAUUUAUUUCAUUAACAAUGUCAGUACUUCAAUAUCUUCGAGUGCUGUCAAAUCGACGCACACCUGAAGGCUGCAGAUAAUCUAAAACAACAUAUCCAUCAUAUGGAAGAUGCCACAUACUGUGUCUGAAACAUUUAAUGCAGAAAAAAACUUUUUAAAAAUCCAAGUCCUUAACAAAAUGUAGACGCGCACACAAACUGGAACUUUUCAGUGUUUAUAAACUAAGGAUUUUUCUCCAUAUUUAAGAGUUUUGGAACAAAAUAUUUUAUUACAGACAGAACAAAACAGGCUAAAGUAUGCACCGUAGACUGUCACUUCUUUGUUAUAGUGUUGUUAUUUUAAACCGCACAGCAUCCUAGCACUUAGUAGCAACUUUUUUUUGUCAUUGUUAGGAUAAAAGAAGUAAGGUUGACAUUAAAAGAAGUGCAGAGUAACUACUUCUACACAUGCCUUCAAUUAGCCGCCAUACAUCCGACGCACAACUACUACAAAGCGAUCCUCAGAUAGAGAUGUAAUAUUGUGUAUUGAAGCCAUAAAAUAGGAUGAAAUUGUACAUAGUAAAUAUAUAUAGAUAGACCCAAACUCUCUAACCAGCUAAGUUUUGAUGCUAACCUGUAUGUUGAAUUAUACAAAUAUGAAACUGAACAAGUUUUAUCAAGAACGCGCUGUAAAAAUUCAGGUUUUUGUAGAAAGCGCCCGAAAUCCUCACCUGGAAGGUAGCAACAAAGGAAAACCUGGAUUUUAAAAUUCAGACAAGACGGUAUGUGUGAGGAAAUAAUUCACUGGGCAAAGAGUAUUUAAAGAAAAUAUUGUACGAGUUUAACUCAUGUGAAGCCAACUUUCAAGGUUGGGAAACCAAAGACUGAGAGCAAAGAAGAGAGAAACUGGUGGUUUGUCAGAUCACGACACUAAUGUGAAAUGCCUGAACAUUGAGAGCGACACCUGUAUUUUGUGAAUUGUAAAUAAACUCGCUAAGGCAGCUCCUCGCAGAAGCAGGGUCUUCUCUUGGUGCUGGCUCUCCAAGCGCUGACAGAACUUAA